This is a messenger RNA of Drosophila bipectinata, 777 nucleotides long. RefSeq lists its product as uncharacterized. The record is from RefSeq and is a predicted model, not a curated record. NCBI's taxonomy places the organism in Eukaryota, Metazoa, Arthropoda, Insecta, Diptera, Drosophilidae.
AUAAAUUUAAAAAAAAUGUUUCGUAUUAUACUGUAAUACCGUAGAAUAAAAAAUAAAGCAGAAAUCUCAAUAAGCUUAAAUGGUACCCACUGGUGAAAUCGACUUGAAAGCUUUGGUGUCGUUUCUCGUAUAAAAGCCUAGCGGGGGAAGAACGAUUUUUAGUCAAAGAAUUAUAAUCGGCAUGACAACACCUAAGGAGGAAGCUCUCAAUACUCCAAACUCUGCCUAUCCAAAUCUGGAGGAGAGACUGGAGACAUAUCUGCGAAGAAUAUACUACCUAAGGGACUACCACCCAACAUCCAAUGAUUACGAUCCAUCUGCGGUGGAGUAUUUCGGUGUCCUAAGCCUGACCGAUGUUCGGGCUCCCCGCCGAAAGCUGUGGUACAUGUACUAUGCCACCACGGAUGAACUGGACGCCACCGUGGAUCACAUACACAAAAAAUAUGGCCAGAAGAAUAUGUAUGACCUCUACAGGAAGCCCGUGUUCAGUGGCUCCGGAAUGCGUGCCCGGGUUAAAAAUCACUUUUCGGCCCUGAAGUGGUACGUCAAGGGAAACAUUUUGGAGGCGCCACCCGACAGCCCCUACAACGACGAGAAGGUGGUCAACACCAUAGCAGAUUUGUACCAGGCCGAGAGGCGGAGAUACCAUGAUUUACUGCUAGGGAAAAACAACGACUAUGCAAAGUGGAACUCCCGCUACUUGAAUUGUUAAAUAAAACGACUGAAUAGCAGUAGAACUAGAAUAGAAUUAGGUAUAAAUAAAACUUCCCAACUAAA